Cimex lectularius (bed bug) is the source of this 1098-nucleotide messenger RNA. RefSeq names its product kinesin-like protein costa. The record is from RefSeq and is a predicted model, not a curated record. Lineage: Eukaryota; Metazoa; Arthropoda; Insecta; Hemiptera; Cimicidae.
ACACCUGACUAGUGACUACCUAGUACCUCCUCAAAAGUCAAGUGAUCUGCGUUCUUCGUCGGCUAACUGCCUAAACCCGCUCCAGCCAAAAUGUGGAUAUUAUCCAGAACCGGAGGCCAGACGACGCAGAGGCCACGAUCCGCCUUUUCUCCAGCCGCUGUCCGUUAAACGUGAACCUCAAACGGUUCCAAAAAAGCUCCAUCUAUUCAUGAAGUGAUAUUUAAUUAGUUUGGAUAAUAAGCUGUUAAUUCCAUUAUGGCAUAUCAAGAAAUUUUAAGUGAUAGUGAUAAUUAUAGUGAUGAGGAGCCUCUUUUAGCAGGUGAAGAAGAAGAUAAGAUUUUAGGACAGUUUGCAUCUCAACACAAUAGAUUCCAAACUUUAAAUGAAUCAAUUGCAAAUGAUUCAUUGGGGUAUGGCAGCUGGGAAUGCUCUGAAAGUGAAUCAAACGUGAUUCAAGGAACGUGUUCCGAUGGGACAACCAAUAAAAAUAGAUUUUUGUCAGGAGGUAUUUUCCCAAAACCGAUGGAUUUUGAUAAAUCCAAUCAAUUUAAUGAUAGUAACAGAUUUGACAGUUUUGAGGGAUCAACAUUUUGCCUUCCCAAGCCAAACUCAAAGGAAGAAGAAAUAUUGUUGACAAAAUCAGCUUAUGGAAAAAUUUGGGGAACUACUCAUGACAGUUCAUACAGAAGGAUCAAAGACAAUAAUAUUCAUUCGAGACAAACAAGAGAAGAGACUAAUAGACAAGAAAUACACAAUUUACGAGAAACAAAAAUGUUUUUGCUUGAACAGAGGUGUAAACUCGAUUAUAAAUUAAACAGAGUUAAAGUUUUCAGUAAUGAAGAUGAAAGGAAAUUACUUGAAAUUAAUGAAGCACUCGAAGCUGUUGAUUAUACCAUAGAAUUUAAAAAUAACGCACUUACUGGGAAAAAAGGUUUUCUUAACGAUGGCUUAGAGCAAGGAAAAGAAGUAAACAUCUUGGAAAAUGUAAUGAGCCUUUCAGAACCAGAGUUGAGAUAUUUGGUUUAUAAAUAUUUCAAUAAGGUUGUCGAUCUUAAAGAAACUGGUCGUAAUGCCGAACAUCUCUUCGCAGAACAUGAG